UAAAAAAACAAGCUUGGACAACAAACAUGACAUCUAACUGAGCGAGAUUUCAACAUGGAGGAGCAUAUGAGGGCUCAAACAACGGACAAGCAAGAUGUGCCGUGCGACUCUUGCAUCGGCGACCCCUGCAAGGCUGUCAAAUCCUGCAUGACCUGUCUGGUGUCCUUCUGCGAGGAUCACCUCAGACCUCACCUGGAGAAUGCCAAGUUCCAGAGCCAUCGUCUGGUGGAGCCACGACACCACGUGGACUGCAACACAUGUGAUGUCCAUCACCUUCCGCUGGAGCACUACUGUCUGACAGACGGCUGCUGCUUGUGCUCCGGCUGUCAAGGUCAGGGGCACGAAGGUCACGCCACCGUGUCUGUGGGGGAGGCCCGCGCUCGUAUUGAGAAUGUGCUGCAGAAAAAGCACCAGGAGAUCGAUCAGAGCGUCUCAGCAACCGACCAAGCAAUGGAGAAGCUGUGCAGCAGCAAGGACAGCAUGAAGACUGUGGUGCAGGAGGUGCUAUCUGAGGUGGAGCAGCACUUCGUCAGGCUGCAGGAGGUAGUGGGGGAGGUCAGGAAGAAGGCCGUGGAGCAGCUGGAAGCAGAGCAGAGACGAGCGCUUCGACAGGUGGACGGCGUGGAGGCGCACCUGAAGCAGAGGAGGGCGGAGCUGACCAAGACUUUGGCGCAAAUGACCAAAAUGUUGCAGAUUAAGUUUGACGUCUCCUUCUUGCAGGAGUACUUGCAGUGGAAGGAGGGAGUGCCAGAUGUUUGUUUACCCAAUGUGAGUGUCAACAAUAUGGAACACGUCAAGUCUUACGCCCCCGUCGUAGCCAGUGUCACGCAAGAGCUGUGUGACCUGCUGCUCACCUCCUACCAGGACAAGCUCAGCAUCACUGCUAAAGGUGGCAAAUCGGAGACGCCGCAAGUUCUGUUGCCCGAUCCUGAGACUCUGAAAGACUUUUUAAAAUAUGCAAAGAAUUUAACCUUUGACCCGGACACCGCUCACCAUUUCCUGCGCCUAACAGCGGACAACACAAAGGCAACCAACACCAGCCCCUGGCAGCACAGCUAUGUCGACCACCCCGACCGCUUUGAGCACUGGCGCCAGGCGAUGACGUCACAGAGCCUGUACACAGGAAGGCACUACACGGAGGUGGAGCUUGUUGGCGAGGGCGCUCACGUAGGGGUCACCUAUAAGAGCAUCGAGCGUAAGAGCCAAGAAACUAGCAGCUGCAUCACCGGGAAUGACUUCUCCUGGUGCGUGGGGAGGAACAAUAGAGGCUUUUCCGCCUGGCACGCCGGCGCAGAAAUCCCUUUAGAGGCGCCAGAUGUAACAAAAAUUGGUGUGUAUGUGGAUUUUCAACGUGGCCUCGUGAGUUUUUAUGACGCGAGAGGGCCUAUGAUGCUGCUCCACAAGUACAAGGCUGAUUUCGUUGAGCCAUUGUAUGUGGCUGCCUGGCUCUCAAAGAAGGAGAAUGUAGUUUAUCUGGUUAAUAAUACAAAGUGA
Messenger RNA from Dunckerocampus dactyliophorus (ringed pipefish), 1494 nucleotides. Its product is annotated as tripartite motif-containing protein 16-like. Gene Ontology annotation, molecular function: protein binding; zinc ion binding. The record is from RefSeq and is a predicted model, not a curated record. The coding region runs from base 55 to 1494 and encodes 479 amino acids. The transcript is spliced from 6 exons. NCBI's taxonomy places the organism in Eukaryota, Metazoa, Chordata, Actinopteri, Syngnathiformes, Syngnathidae.